Molecule: messenger RNA, 2105 nt
Organism: Labrus mixtus (cuckoo wrasse)
Lineage: Eukaryota; Metazoa; Chordata; Actinopteri; Labriformes; Labridae
Product: protein-glutamine gamma-glutamyltransferase 5-like
Exons: 13
Coding region: 1-1935 (644 amino acids)
Biological process (GO): peptide cross-linking
Molecular function (GO): protein-glutamine gamma-glutamyltransferase activity
Source: RefSeq, a predicted model, not a curated record
AUGACGCGGAGGAAUCCUGUUGAAUCUGCCCGUUAUGUCACUCACAACAGGAAGUGGCCAAGCGGCAAGCCGAUGAUGAAGAUCUUACUUACGUACGUAUUUUUUAUUUCUGAUGUGUCUCUAUUCACAGGAGUGGAGCUCCACUGUGAAGCCAACAAUGAAGAGCACCACACCAGCGAGAUCUCCGUGGAAAAGUUGAUUGUGAGGCGAGUUCAGUCCUUCACUCUGACACUCAAACUGACGCAGGCUUUUCAAACUGAUAAGGACCAGCUCUUCAUCACGACAACCACAGCGGGGGACGAAUUGGCGAUAUACAAACACGAGGACGACCCCGCUGAUGACGUUUCAGCUCGCUGUAACCCCAUCUACGUUGGCCGUGUGAUCAGUGCCAUGAUCAACAGUGAGGAUGACUGCGGUGUGUUGGAGGGAAAUUGGGGGCGUUCUUUUGAGGGCGGACAUGCACCCACUCACUGGACCGGUAGCAGUGCCAUCCUUACAGAGUGGCUCGAAAACCAGUUCGAACCAGUCAAAUAUGGACAGUGCUGGGUGUUUGCCGGAGUGAUGUGUACAGUGAUGCGUUUUUUUGGAAUCCCCUGCCGCGUGGUCACCAACUUCUCUUCAGCUCACGACAACAACGCCAAUCUCACCAUCGAUCGAUACCAUUCUUUAGAUGGAAUCGUGGGUAAAGAAACCAAGGACAGUAUUUGGAACUUCCACGUGUGGGUGGAGGGGUGGAUGAGGCGGCCAGAUAUGUCAAAAGACGGUGAUUACGACGGCUGGCAGGUUCUGGAUCCGACACCGCAGGAGCUGAGCCAGGGUGUUUUCUGCUGCGGUCCAUCCCCAAAAGCAGCCAUCCUGAACGGAGACACAGACAUCAAAUACGAUACUCCGUUUGUCUUUGCUGAGGUCAACGCUGACUCUGUCGAUUGGCUGGUCAAACCUGACGGUUCACUGGAGAAAAUAGAGGCUUCCACUGACUUAGUGGGACAACAUAUCUCAACAAAAGCUGUGGGUAGUGAUGCAAGGGUCGACAUCACCAACACCUAUAAACCUGAGGAGGGAAAAAUAGACGAAAGGGUCGUCUUCAGAAGAGCCGUCUUCAAACACUUCAAGCACCUUAAUAAGAUUAGAGAGGAGGAGAAGAAGAAGAGGGAGACGGAGACGUUGGAGAUUCACACGUUGGAGACGGAGAUAAGGGAGAUGGAGAGGAAUGGAAUUCCAAACAGGAUAGGGAAUGUGUCCACAGGAGAGACAGACGGGGAAACAACUGAAGUCAUCCUCCCACCGCCAAAAGUGUCCAUACGAUUUGAAGAGGUGUCAAAGCCGAUUAACGGUAAGGAUGUGAGCCAGAAAUUGGUGCUGAGCAGUGAAAGUACUGCUGACAGGCCGCUGAUCAUCAACAUCGCCGUUCAAGCCAUGAACUACACCGGACACCUAGCUGGAAACAUCCAGGGAGAGAAGUUGGAAAAGACACUGUUGCCAGGAAAAGAUCUGACAAUGCCGAUCGUGGUCCCGUUCUCAGUCUACUCUAAGCCCAUGUUGGAGUGUGACAUCAUGAAGAUCUCAGUCCUGGUUAAAGACAAAGAGAAGCCAGACCACCCAUACCUGAGAGAGGUCGACCUUGUGCUGCUUGACCCACCGAUCUCCGUCACUAUUUUUGGUAAGGUCAAACUGAAGACUCCUGCAAACGCAGAAAUCUCUUUCAUGAACCCUGUAAACGAGACGCUGAAGAACUGCACUUUGACCAUCUCUGGAACUGGCCUCUGGAAAGGAGAGUACGAAAUCAAACUCGGAGACCUUAAACCAAACAGACGGAUACGUCUCAAGUUUUACAUCGUCCCUUACAAGUCCGGAGAGAGGACCCUGACUGCCGACUUUGACUGCUCCCUCUUCAGAGACAUCAAAGGCCUGUGCACCGUCACCGUCAGACCCUAAAUCCUCGAGUUGACUCGGAAACAAGACAACUCAUUCAUUCAACUCAUUUUUGGGGUUCAAUAUAUUUGGUCUAGUACAUUUUUGUCUUUUGGGCACACAAAUUAAUGAGGUGUUCUCGGAUAAGAGAGCAUCACACCGUAUGCACAAAUAAAAUGUUUGUGAAAAAUCCA